This is a messenger RNA of Pestalotiopsis fici W106-1, 366 nucleotides long. RefSeq lists its product as uncharacterized. Lineage: Eukaryota; Fungi; Ascomycota; Sordariomycetes; Amphisphaeriales; Sporocadaceae. Bases 1 to 366 code for a protein of 121 amino acids. Gene Ontology annotation, biological process: protein stabilization; negative regulation of apoptotic process. The transcript has 2 exons. The record is from RefSeq and is a predicted model, not a curated record.
AUGGCUGAACCCCAACCCCCCAAUGUCGUUGAGGGUGCCACGACUGGCGAUGUCGAGGACGAGGUCCAGGCCAAGGCCAAGUCGGCAGAGGAUCGAAAAGCGGCUGCCGCCAUGUCGAGACUCGACGCCAACGACGAGGGGUCCAGCUCAGCACAGGUAGACCAAGAUGCGGCCAAGAAGGCGAUGCAAUCAUUGGGCGGUGCUGCAGCAACCAAGACAGAGGUUAAGAAGGUUAAGGUCGAUGCGGCCGAUGUCGCGCUGCUGGUCAAUGAGUUGGACCUCACUAAGGUCAAGGCCACCGAACUGCUAAAGGCCCACGAGGGAGACGCCGUGAAAGCAAUGAGGGCUUUCAUCUCAGCGCCCUGA